AUGGGUCCGUGCUGGCUUGUUAAAGCAACUCUGGGGCUCAGGCUGGCUGAUCUAGAGAAGCGUCUUCUGCAAGCCUCCGAGCUCGAAGCAAGCGUCCAGGUUUCUUUCGCCCCUCCGGCCUUGUGCCUAUAUCACCUCUCUCGUCCCCCUCUCCUGCCUUUCCUCACUCCCCCUCUUCUCUAUCAUUUCCCCAAUUGUUCUCUGCCUCUCUACCUUUUGCCCUCUUGUUCUCAUUAUUAUGCUCAUUCGUGUUCUCCACUUUCGGUAUCGUCCCCGUUCUCCUAUUGUACGCUUUCUCCUCAGCCCUUUCCAGCCUGCCAACUGUCGGCAAUUAUCGUUCUACUACCGCCAGGUUCGAAGUCGAUAAAUCGAUGCCGUAGGCACGACAACUUCUGGUAG
Molecule: messenger RNA, 399 nt
Organism: Protopolystoma xenopodis
Lineage: Eukaryota; Metazoa; Platyhelminthes; Monogenea; Polystomatidea; Polystomatidae
Source: the annotation of a GenBank genome assembly